This is a messenger RNA of Aspergillus pseudotamarii, 1298 nucleotides long. RefSeq lists its product as uncharacterized. The transcript is spliced from 2 exons. Lineage: Eukaryota; Fungi; Ascomycota; Eurotiomycetes; Eurotiales; Aspergillaceae. Bases 208 to 1182 code for a protein of 324 amino acids. The record is from RefSeq and is a predicted model, not a curated record.
GGGAUACUAUAAGGAAAGUUCCGCUUCCUGAUGAUAUACAGAAACUCCACUUUCUAUGCUCGAUUCAACCAUGACAGUAUCAGGACCUAUGAUCCUAAUAAUAAACACCGGUUGGAGAGCUACAUGCGAGGAAAGGGAUUCAAAUCGCCUCGUGAUAUCUAGUACGCCAAUCUCAAGGCAUUCUUGGAUCUAGAAAUAGAACCAGACAUGCAGUGGAUCAGCAUGGUUCACAAACAGGCAUUCCCGGACGAUGCAAUGAUGUUCAUUGAUCACAUGCAGGGCAAAUUCAUGGCAUUCUGUCAGCCUUCGUCAGAGGAAGACGAGUUCAUAUUGACCCAUAAUGCGUAUGGACUCUUGGGGGGCCCUUCGGAUGUCCAGAUUGACUCCGCCACCGGGAGAGCUGUCGAAAAAGCAUACAUGGAAUACCAUAACUUUGCCCCGAUUUCUGCGGAACUCAUUAUCAUCUUAAGAAGCUCCUUGCUUGUAAACCCCUCUAAGGAAGGCGCAAAUGAAAUCCAGGAGUGGGAAACCCUGCGUGAAAACGUCAGAAACCAGCAUUUGUCUCCUGAUAAGCCCGUCUCGAUACUCAAAAGACUUCCUAUUGAGAAAUGUGGAAACUUGUACGCGACUAUCGUCAAUGGGAAGCUCGUCUUGAAGCCGAACCAGGGCCCUCGGGCUGAAGACAGGUUCUAUUUUACCUGUUCUCGUAUAUCUUCCUACUAUGUCAAUUUGAUCAAUAAUAUCUUCCUCGAGCAGGCAACUAAAGGGGACACUAUAGUAUACAGAUCUAGAUCGGCUCUUGGGAAAACCCUCAAAUCAUAUCUCUUAAACGUUAGGGAGGGUUUCAAAGUGGUGACCGAUGGGGCCAAUGACCCUCACCUGGCAUUCCUAAAGAAGCUAGAGAAAAUUGCAGGGCAAUUAGUUGGGAAAGUCUGCCUUAAGUACAAGACCAUCGCUCUCCCAAUGCCCCAGACCCAUACGUCCUACCGGGUUUCACAUAUAGUUGGGUUGAAAAUACUUGCGUUGUCAGGCAAAUCGGACGUACCAGAAGUAUACAAGCUCAUGCAACCAGAUGGGGGUUUGGACUCAUAUUUCUAUGAUCUCAUGCAGUCACAACUUAUGGCUUUCUUUAAGGAUCUAGAUAGAUGUGAUUCUGAGCCGUUCCGGGUUAACACAAGAUGACAUGUUGGGAGUUAAGUAUCAGCUGCAGCAGCUAUACACUACGUUUCCUGCACAGCGCGUCUGGCUUUACGUGAAUAUUAUGCGAAAUCUAUCGAACUUCGACAAACGAGACUUCA